Molecule: messenger RNA, 1179 nt
Organism: Didymodactylos carnosus
Lineage: Eukaryota; Metazoa; Rotifera; Eurotatoria; Philodinida; Philodinidae
Source: the annotation of a GenBank genome assembly
AUGGCAUACGCGACGGAGACGAAGGUGUCCAGCAAACUUUAUGAUCAAAUAUGGUCAGCGAAUGAUUUGAAUCCUGAUCGUAUCACAACGGAGAUAAACAAAGUUUUUCGAUACAAUGAGACAGAAACAAAACGACAUAAUUAUUCGGAUAAUUAUUUUGAUUUAAACAAGACACAUGCAGAAGCGUCAGCUAGCUCAGGUGGUGGUGGAAUCGGAUUUGACGUCUUCGGAAUUGUUAGUGGCAACAUUGGAGGAAAUGGUGCAUCGUCUAAUACAUUGUCAAAUACACUGGCGACGACCAGUCAAUCAAUAUUCUCGGCCACGGAGAUCCAAUACCUAUUAACGCAAGACAGAAUUGAGGGUGAAUGGACAGGUGAAAAGUGGAUACCAAAAUCUUUCAACAUCUUCAGAUUGACCGAUAUCACCGAUCGUCUUCAAGUUGCCAUUAUUGCCAAACAAUUGAUUGCUGACAAGUCAAAUGGUGCAAUUAUCCGUCGAGUAAGCACGUUGACUCAACCAAUCUUGUCAACAAGUCAACGAGCUUUAUUAUUGACGGGAACAAUUCAAGCAUAUACCGGUGACUCAGCAACAAUACCAGAGCCUUGGCUAUUAUGCAACGGAUCGAAUAAAUCCCGUAUUGAAUAUCAAAGGUUAUUUUCUGUCAUUGGCGUCAAAUAUGGCCAAGGAGAUGGUUCGACAACGUUCAAUCUACCGGAUCUUCGUGGUCGAUUCCCUCUUGGCAUCGACGAGACAGAAAUACGUGUUAAUCAAGCCGCGCAAUUGGGUAUGGCGGGAGGGAAAAUGAGUCAUAAACUGCUGGAGGGAGAAUUACCGGCACACAAACAUGGAAGAGGUACCUUUAGUGCUGCAGCAGAUGGCGUGCAUUCACAUUCUAUCAACGAUCCUGGACACAGUCACGGUAGCACAGGAGAGGGUGGACAGUUUGGUGCUAGUAAAGAAGCCAUAUUAACGGACUGGAAAAACUUUCCAGAGGCUAAGUAUAUUGGAAAAGGCACUCAUUCGCACUACAUUAACUAUGGUACAACGCGUAUCAGUGUGAACUCGAAUGGUCAACAUACUCAUGGUAUUAAUGGUGAAUCAGAUCUAGCUGGCUCUGGGCAAGCCUUUCCGACAAUCUCACCCUAUCAGACUGUCCAUUACAUUAUUUAUACCGAAUAA